GAUAAUAUUGUCAUAGAAACACUUGCAAAGCUGGAAUGUGCUCCAGUAUUCACGACCAAGAACCUUUGGAGAAUCUACAAUGUUACGUUGAAUAUAACAACUAAAGCUGAAACAUUAGUGGAAGUGGAUGCAAAGUCUAUUGCACCAAGCUCGUACAAUGAAUCAAAGAUCCUGAUUCCGAAACUUACUCUUCCCUUUGGACUCUACAAACUAACAUACACAGCCAGGAUGUGGGACACAAGCCCACUUGAUGAGAGCUUGACUCGAACACUACCCUUCGAAUCUACAGUCUUCACAUAUAUUAGAGUUCGACCUUCUCCUCUCGUCAGUAUUAUCAUGAAGGGAUCUCCGACUACCGUAUCCCGGGGAAAAGGUCAGUUAUUGACUAUGGAGCCCUAUCUGUACUCUAUGGAUCCGGACUUUCCUGAACUUACAUACAUUGGAAUGGAGUUCCGAUGGUAUUGUCGUGAGGAGUCUGAAAGCUGGCCAAUGAACGGGUCAGCUCUAUCCUGGAAUACCCGGUAUCCUGUACCCACACAGAAACUACCUCCAGCCAGCAUUACCAAUAAUACUCAGAAAGGAUGCUUUGGGUAUGGACCAGGACCGCUUGAUGUAAAAGAAGGAAUACUCUCUGUACCAACUGGGGUUUUCGUGCAGGCUGGAAAGAAUUAUGAAUUUAUGUUAAUUUUAAUGAAAGAUGUAAGGAAUUCAACCUCUAAACUGUUGUUGACAACUGUGGCGGGGGUUCCCCCUGUCCUGGAAAUAGCUUGUGCAGAACCAAGUUUGUGUCCACUCCAGGCCUCCACCGGACAAGUUUUUAUAAAUCCUACUUCAAGAUUAGGACUCAGGGCAUCAUGCAGUAAUAAACAGGGAUCUGACUGCACUGGUCCUUUGACCUACAACUGGGUUGUGAAAGACCCAACAACAUUGGCUCCCUUGACCGCUAUGACGAACAGUUUAUACUUCCUCGGAUGCUCUAUGGUUGGGGAUGUUCAGAAGUGUACUUCUGAUCUCGGUAUGCUGGUUAAAAUGUUCCAGGACUUUCCUAGAGAUGAAUAUAUUAUAGAACUAAAAGGAGUGAAUAAUCUUAACACAACAGGGAUGAUUGGUUUAAAGCUGAAGGUUAAUAAGCCUCCUCAAGGUGGGUCCUGCCUUGUUAUACCUCCAGAGGAUGUUUCACUCUCUGAUAUUACCAGUUUGGUCGAUGAGUCUGAGUUUGUUUGCUCUGGAUGGAUUGAUCCUGAGGAUAUAGGGAUUGCUAAAUAUACUCUUUUUAGUACUGACGCCAAUGGAAAACAGGCAACAGUUGUCAGCUUGGCCAGAUUUUCUCCUGAUGUCCCAACAUUACUCAGACUGUCUCCUGGGAAGUUUAAUUUUAAAGUUGUGAUAAAUGAUGUCUGGGCAGCUUCUACAGAAUAUAUUAUUCCUGGAUUGGUUGAAGUUAAAGUCCCAACCCCUGCUCAGCUUCUUGAGCUGGAAACUUCAGGCGUCAUGGAUCAAGCAAUGGCUUCUCAAGACAGUUCUUUGGUGAUGGCAAUUUUAAAUGCAAAAAUGGCGAUUCUUUCUGACGAAAGCAAUGUUGUUUUGGAAGAUACACCUGCAAAUAUGAAUCUCUCUCCUGAGCAGAAACAAGAGUUAGUUUCAGCAACAAUUGGUCAGAAAAAGAUCGAGGCGAUGGAUUCCUUGGUAUCAAACGGUGCUACGGUUGCAACCUCGCCGCAAAGUUUAUCAGCUGUAUCCCAGACUCUAUCCAAUAUUCUCGGUGCACCUCCAGAAGAUGGAAAACCUUCAACUCUCGGCCUCGAGGUCGUCACAAAAGUUGUUUCUAUAUCGGAGGGUCUGGUUGAAUCUCUGAGCUUGAUGGAUAUCUCUACACCGGAGUUACUUAAACCAAUGGCUAUAUCAGUUGUUGAUAAUAUCGGGAAGGUGAUGAGUAUUCUGAUGCCUGAUAAAGUUGAACCUGAAGAUGGAGCUACUAAGAAUGAAUCAGCUAGUGCACUCUGUGAGAAAAUAUCUCCAGUUGAUAAGGCGAACGCGAACAAGCCUGGAACUGAUUAUGAAACUGAAGUUGGAGACGAUUUAACGAUGACCAUUCCUGAGGAUCUAAAAGCCCAGCAGUGUAAAGGAUUAGCAGCUGCAACCUCAACUGCAGGUGAUACAUCUGGAAGUAAGAUCACUGAUAUGAUUGAUGAUUUAUCUAAACUUCUAUUGAGUAAAAGUAUAAUUGGAGAAGAGUUCAACAUUGAUACAAAGAAUAUUAAGAUUCUGACAAAGCUUGUAUCGGGCGAGGAUGCUAAAAAAGAGUUUGAAGUUCCACAGACAGGAGUUUUUAUCAAACUGCCAGAUACGUUUUGUUUGGAGGUACAAAUAAAUAACACAUGUGAGGCCCCGGUAGGAAUAUCUGCAGUUGUUUAUUACAAAAACCCAAGGCCUGAUGGGUUGUUUUCUGAUCGUCUGGCGCCAGAUACACUAGUAUUGGAUUGCAAACUGUCAGAUAAAAAUCAUCAAAGCGCUGAAGUCUCAGAAAUAUAUGACCCUCCUUUCUCAGGAACUCCCGGUAUAAGAUUCACAAUUCCCAGAAAGAUUUCAACCCAUCAAACUAUAAGAAACAUGACACUGAUCAAAGCCAAGGUUGAAUCAAAAUCUCGUCGUAUCCGGCCUCUUUCUCAUCUAGUUCCGGUUCCUAAAGCAGAUUCAACCAUUACGAUUGAGAUAGAUCCAAUAGAUGUUGAAAAGGAUCAUAAUUUAACUCUAUUUAUCAGUCAUGAAAAGAUUCCAACCUAUAACAGCUUCGAAUUCACAACUCCUGUUAAAGAUCUCAAUUUUACAGAGAUAGGGGUUCGAUAUUGGUUCUUGAAUAACGCGAUGGUCAAGAAUAGAACAGGAAGUCGCUGGUUUCUAACAGUCAUGGAUUUGAAAUCAGCUCUCACGGUACAAGAGAUUGCAGACAAGAAGUUUAGCGCUGACAAGAUCUCUGAUUUCAGGGCUGAUUAUAAGCUGAGAACUUACACCUCCGGCUGCUACUUUUUGGAUGAAAAAUUUGAAAUAUGGAGUGGUCGAGCUCUGGAAGUUGUUGAAACUACCUACAAUCAAACAGUUUGUGUAUCAGCACAUAUGACACUUUUUGCCGCAGGAUUUUUUGUACAACCCAACUCCAUGGAUUUCGAUUUUAUCCUGAAAGAAAUGGAUUUCUUUGACAAUGAAACGAUCUACUCGACGAUCCUUAUCACUUGUAUAGCAUAUCUUCUGUUUCUGAUUGUGGCUAGGUUUGUGGAUUACACAGAUGUUCAGAGAGUUGGGUGUAAGCCUCUGCCAGAUAACAAUGCGGAGGAAACAUAUGCCUACGAAAUAUUGGUUCUCACAGGAGCUAAAUCUGAAUCCACCUGUAAAUCUAAAGUAUAUUUUGUACUGAACGGAGACAAAAAUGAGACAGAUGUUCGACAGUUUCCCAACGGACCAGAUGAUUAUUUCGAAAGGGGUGGGAUAGAUAGCUUUGUCAUGACUGUUUCAAGACCUCUUGGGAAUCUAAGUUUUCUGCGGAUUUGGCAUGAUAACUCUGGUAUAGGAGAUUAUGCCUCUUGGUUCCUGGGAGCUAUUAUUAUCCGAGAUCUGCAAACUAAACAAAAGUAUCAGUUCUUCAACGAUAGAUGGCUUGCUAUAGAAAAAGAUGAUGGCGAGAUUGAAAGAAUAAUUCCCUUGGCUGGAGACGGAUCUCCCCUCAAAUCCACGUUUCAACAGAGUAAAGAGAAUAAUCUGAAACAAAAUCAUCUUUGGCUGGCAUCCUUCUUUAGACCUCCUAGAUCCAGAUUCACCAGUUGGUACAGCAUUAUUGAUAUCAGGGAUUCAGAUCAAGUAUCCUUGGGGCUUGUGGACCUAACACUGAAUGAAGUUUUUGUUGGACUGGCAGCCAACCUAGUUUCUUUCCCCAUAGUAUUACUGAUUACUAUUCUCUUCAAGUAUUCAAAAUCUAGAACUCUUCGGAAGAAUAGAAUUGUUCGAGCUUUAAAUUUAGAGGAUGAAGCAUACACCAUAGUUCCAAACAUAGGGUUAAGUUCUGCUGAUGGAAAAAAGAAGAAAAAUUUUCUGCUACCCUGGUUCUGUUCUGUACUAGGCUGGCUCUUAUGUCUGCUAUCGAUUGUGGUGUCUGUAUAUUUUCUAGUCACCUUCGGGGUAGUGCUGGGAAAUCAAAAAGUGCAUAGGUGGUUAGGAUGCUUUUUUGUCACAUUUUUCUCCAGUUUCCUUAUUGUCGAACCAAUCAAGGUUGUCAUCUAUGCUGUUGUGUAUCAAGUGGUUUGUAAGAUGGAUCUUGAUGAUGAUCUUGAUGACAGUGAAGCAGAUGAAGAGUCUGUAAUGAUCAAUCAUGAUCCUGAAUGGGAUUCAGAUGAAAAAAUUAUCAAAACCAAGACCUAUAUACCAUACAGUGAGGAACAUCUUGAGAACUUGAGGAAAUCUCGAAUAAAGGAAUUGAAAAGCCAGGCCUUUGCUAAAGAGAUAAUCACGUACAUCAUCUUCCUUGUCAUGAUCUAUAUCAUCUCAGUAGACAACAGGGAUAAGAACUCCAUAUUCCUCAAGAAUCAGAUUGAGAAGAAUUUUAUUCUCAAAAACAAAUUUCACGAGAUUGUUACAACUGAUGACUACUGGAAAUGGGUACACUCAACGUUAUUAUCUGAACUAAAGGCUGGUCCAUUAUACAACGGUGAUCCACCGUAUGGAUUACGAGGAUUUAUUGGAGAUCAUACUCAAAGAAUUCUUGGCUUUGCAACUCUAAGGCAAGUCAGGAUCAAACGUAACUCCUGUACUGUAGCUCCAUCUGUAGUUGAUCUAACUAAAGAAUGUGCUCAGCUCUCUAACCUAAUAAACGAGGAGAAGAAAGAUUUCUGUAAUGCUUGGGAGGAAAGGACUGAACUCACCAAAGGUUUCCCAUCCUGCCAGUCCGCAGAGUUUAGGUACAAGACGGAUGUAGAGAUGCAAGGCUGGCCUAUUAGUGCAUGGCGGGAUACCUAUAGCGGUGGGGGAUAUGUUGUCAAUUUAAAAGGAACAAAUGCAGCUUUAUCGGACCGACUUCAAUACCUUCAAGAACAGCAUUGGAUUAACAAUCAGACUAGAGCUGUUCUUCUAGAGUUCGGGACUUACAAUGUCAAUCUUAAUCUCUUCUCUGUCGUAACUAUUGCCGGAGAAUGGUUGCCAGGGGGCGGGGUUUCUCCAUACUGGCGAAUAGAUCCGAUUCGGUUGAUCACAGUUUUCACGUUCUUUGGUACCCUCGCUGUUAUAUCCCAGAUAGGAUGCAUUGGGUUCAUUUUAUACUUCAUGCUCAGGGAGAUAACAAAGAUGUUUAAGAUGAAGAUGGAGUACUGGAAAUCCUACUGGGCGUAUGUCGAGGUUGGGAUAGUUCUGGAUGCAUUCGCAGCAGUAGGUCUGUUCCUCUAUAGGAAUAUGUUAACCCAGGAGAUUAUGAAGAUAUUUGCAGAAACCUAUGGAAACGGGUUUAUCAGGCUGCAAUGGGUUGGAAUGAUAGAUGAAUACUACGGGUACACUAUUGGUCUACUCAUGUUUAUGGCAGUUCUCAAGCUCCUCAAGAUCCUGGAGUUUAACAACAAGAUGUCACUCCUCAACUUUACACUGCUCAGAUGCUGGGAGAGUCUUUCCGGAUUUUUAGUUAUCUUCUUCUUUGCUUUCUUCUCUUUCGUGCAGAUGUUCUACUUCAUCCUGUACUCGGACAUGAAAGACUUCAGUGAUAUCGGGAAGGCGUUCAAGACUUGCUCAACCAUGAUGCUGAACAAGUUUGAUUUUGGAGAACUUUUGCAAACCAGUCAAACAGCUGCAAUCAUGUUCUUCGUCUACGCUGUCGCUGUCAACACUCUUCUCAUCAAUGUGCUGCUGACAAUUAUCAUCGAAGGUUAUGAGGAGGUUAAAGCAGAGUUGGAGGGUAGGAAGAAUGAACUUGAAGUUAUACAGUACAUGAAGGAUGUGAUAAAGUUUAUGGUUGGAGCAGAUAAAAGACCUAAUUUCCUAGAGGAAUUCUCCCCAGAAGGAUUAAAGAAUGAACAGUUGGUGAUCAAUAAAGAUGACGAGGCACUAGAUCAGGAGGAGGAGGAGAAUGUAGUUGAUGAACUACCUGAGAAAGUUGAUGAAAUUCUUCAGUACAUCAAUUCUACAUAUUUUGAUGGUGAGCUUGAUUUGAAGACGAAGAAAAUGUUUGAGAAAGGAAUGAGAAAUCAAGAAGGAACAACAGGACUCGAAAUACUUGGAGUGGACGACCUCUAAGUUAAAAAUGUUCUGGCUAAAUAUAUUUAAAAAGAUAAUUUAUUAGAAGUGUUCCUUAACUUAAUCGAUUCCCAAUUAUUUAUUAGAGGUUCACAUUGUUUUUCUUUUCUUUUUAACAUAAUUUUUCGAAUCUUUUCAAGUGUAUAUCUUAAUGUAAUUCACGAUCAUGGUCAAUUUUAUAAAAUGUCAAAAAUGAAGACGACCAGUGAUAAAUCUAAAAUGCUUGCAAUUGUCGUCUGCUUUAUAUUUAUAAGUAUGUAUUUUAAUAUUGUGAAAAUGUAAUUGUCGUGUUUGUUUUUCUUUGCUUUAAUAGUUUUUAAGGUUGUUUGUCUGCCCUACGAGAAUAAAUAAAAUAUAAGAUUUUAA
This is a messenger RNA of Eurytemora carolleeae, 6630 nucleotides long. RefSeq lists its product as uncharacterized. NCBI's taxonomy places the organism in Eukaryota, Metazoa, Arthropoda, Copepoda, Calanoida, Temoridae. Gene Ontology annotation, cellular component: membrane. Gene Ontology annotation, molecular function: protein binding; calcium ion binding; calcium channel activity. The coding region runs from base 229 to 6264 and encodes 2011 amino acids. The transcript has 53 exons. Gene Ontology annotation, biological process: detection of mechanical stimulus. The record is from RefSeq and is a predicted model, not a curated record.